ACAGCCAUUUUCGGGUAGCGACUGUCAUCCUUGGAACACACUUCUCAAACUGUGAGAGAACGUACCAGUCCCGCACUAUCUUUAAAACAAAUUCUGAGGAUGGAUAGAACGAUGCCGAAUCGCGGCAAAUAGUGUUCCUGUAUUUAGAGCGCUGCUCCGGUUCAAGUUACGGAAGAGAACAUUGACGAGGCUAAUUCGUGGCAGGCUCGAAUUCAUUAGCUAGCCAGCCAUGCUAGCAUAAUUGGUUACAAUGUAUUGCUUGGAAUUUGCUCGCUUUUAGACGGCAGCGACAUUAUACAACGGGAUUAAAGCCAGUGGUGUGUCGUGGGUUUAUUUUUAUAGUGCAGCAGACCGAGUAACGUGUCAUCAGGAUUUAACCGGCGGGCGGACUGGGGAGAGAAAGCCUUGCGGUUCAGGAGCGUAGCCCACUCUUACAAAAAGGGAUUGAAGUGGAGCAUCAGUCGGUGGUGCUUUGUUUGAGCUCGAGGUUACCGGGGGCAGCGCACUUGUCUUGGGGGAAAUAGAACCGUUUCGAUUAAGUGUGUGUGAACUCCGGUUAUGUCCACCAUGGUGUACCCACGCAGCGAGGAGGCCCUGGAGCGCCUGACCCAGGAUGAGAUCGUGCUCAACACAAAGACUGUGAUGCAGGGCCUGGAGACACUCAGAGGGGAGCAUGCCCAGCUCCUCACCUCCCUGCUGGACUGCACACAGCCACCUGCUGCCCAGGAGAAGUCAGGCCUGCUGCGGAAGAGCCUGGAGGCCAUAGAUUUAGGCCUGGGAGAGGCACAGGUGAUCAUUGCCCUGUCGGGUCACCUGAGUGCUGUGGAGUCAGAGAAACAGAAGCUAAGAGCCCAGGUCAGACGACUGUGUCAGGAGAACCAGUGGUUAAGAGAUGAGCUAGCAGGAACCCAGCACAAGCUGCAGCGUAGUGAGCAGAGUGUUGCCCAGCUGGAGGAAGAGAAGAAGCACCUGGAGUUCAUGAACAAGAUCAAGAAGUUUGACGACGACGUGUCACAGUCUGAGGAGAAGGCUGCAGGCGAGACGUCUAAAGACAGCCUGGACGACCUGUUCCCCAACGAUGACGACCAGGGACAGGCCCAGCCCAGUGGAGAGGUGGCGGCCCAGCAGGGUGGCUAUGAGAUCCCGGCCCGCCUGAGGACCCUCCACAACCUGGUGAUCCAGUACGCCUCCCAGGGGAGGUACGAGGUGGCCGUGCCCCUCUGCAAACAGGCCCUGGAGGACCUGGAGAAGACCUCCGGACACGACCACCCUGACGUGGCCACCAUGCUCAACAUCCUGGCCCUGGUCUACAGGGACCAGAACAAGUACAAAGAGGCAGCCCACCUGCUGAACGAUGCCCUGGCCAUCAGAGAGAAGACCCUGGGGAAGGACCACCCUGCGGUAGCCGCCACUCUCAACAACCUGGCUGUGCUCUACGGGAAGAGGGGCAAGUACAAGGAGGCUGAGCCCCUCUGUAAGAGAGCCCUGGAGAUUAGAGAGAAGGUCCUGGGGAAGUACCACCCUGACGUGGCCAAGCAGCUGAACAACCUGGCCCUGCUGUGUCAGAACCAGGGAAAGUACGAGGAGGUGGAGUACUACUACAGACAAGCCCUGGAGAUCUACCAGUCCAAACUGGGGGCUGAUGACCCCAACGUAGCCAAGACCAAGAACAACCUGGCUACAUGCUACCUCAAACAGGGGAAGUUCAAGGAUGCUGAGUCCCUGUACAAAGAGAUCCUAACCAGAGCACAUGAGAAGGAGUUUGGAUCAGUCAACAAUGACAACAAGCCAAUCUGGAUGCAUGCGGAGGAGAGAGAGGAGAGCAAGGGGAAGAGGAAGGAAGCUAGUCCCUGUGUAGAGUAUGGGAGCUGGUACAAGGCCUGCAAAGUUGACAGUCCUACUGUCAAUACCACCCUGAAGAGCCUGGGGGCGCUGUACCGCAGACAGGGUAAAUUACAGGCAGCUGAGACACUGGAGGAGUGUUCUACCAAGACACGCAAGCAGGGUAUAGAUGCCAUUAACCAGAGUAAGGUGGUGGAGCUCCUGAAGGAUGGGGCCCCAGGAGGGGGUGAGCGACGGCAGAGCCGGGAGGGUCUCAACGGGCCCCAGCGGGGGGACUGUGAGGGGGACGACGGAGCAGAGUGGAACGGGGAAGGUAACGGUUCUUUGCGUCGGAGCGGGUCCUUUGGGAAGAUCCGUGAAGCGCUGCGUAGGAGCAGUGAGAUGCUGGUGAAGAAACUACAGGGCAGUGGCCCCCAGGAGCCCCGCAACCCAGGGAUGAAGAGAGCCAGCUCCCUCAACUUCCUCAACAAGAGUGCAGAGGACCCAUCACAGGAUGCCAACACCGGCCUAUCAGAAUGCAGAGGACUGAGUGCCAGCAAUGUGGACUUGUCAAGACGCAGCUCCCUGAUUGGUUAAACAGACAGGAGGCGGGACCAGGAGGAGGAAGGUCCAAUAACGGGACCAGGAGGAGGAAAGCCCAAUGAGGAGAGACAGUUUGAUGCCCAAAGCGAUCAAAACACUCACAUUCAAGACAUAUUUUCUAAAGAAACCAGAAAAAGCAUUGCAAAAAAACCUGACUUGACGCUUUUAGUGACUCAGACGUCUCUGUGUCUGCUUUACUGUAUACUUCGCUGGCAUCUAUCAAACAAGUAGAGAAAAUCCUAUUUAAACGGCAUGCUGCUUACUAGAAGGUGGAAUUUUUGCACUAGACACUCAUCAUGGUGAGUCUGAGGCAUAGCAUCAUGACAGAAUCCAUAUUGUUAUCGCAGUGUGACGAAUUUCUAUCUUAACCCGCACACUCUCAUGCAGACACUCAACCUUAGGUAGGCUAGUUCUAUUCUGAUUUCUAUCUUAACCCACACACUCUCAUGCAGACACUCAACCUUAGGUAGGCUAGUUCUAUUCUGAUUUCUAUCUUAACCCACACACUCUCAUGCAGACACUCAACCUUAGGUAGGGUAGUUCUAUUCUGAUUUCUAUCUUAACCCACACACUCUCAUGCAGACACUCAACCUUAGGUAGUUUAGUUCUAUUCUGAUUUCUAUCUUAACCCACACACUCUCAUGCAGACACUCAACCUUAGGUAGGCUAGUUCUAUUCUGAUUUCUAUCUUAACCCACACACUCUCAUGCAGACACUCAACCUUAGGUAGGGUAGUUCUAUUCUGAUUUCUAUCUUAACCCACACACUCUCAUGCAGACACUCAACCUUAGGUAGGGUAGUUCUAUUCUGAUUUCUAUCUUAACCCACACACUCUCAUGCAGACACUCAACCUUAGGUAGGCUAGUUCUAUUCUGAUUUCUAUCUUAACCCACACACUCUCAUGCAGACACUCAACCUUAGGUAGGGUAGUUCUAUUCUGAUUUCUAUCUUAACCCACACACUCUCAUGCAGACACUCAACCUUAGGUAGGGUAGUUCUAUUCUGAUUUCUAUCUUAGAGAAGUGUAACCGAUGUCAGUGUGCCGCUAACGGUUUAGCUUCCUCCACCGUCCCUGUCUCCAUCCCUGGCUCGAACCAGUGAUCCUCUGUUUUGCAACACACAUGACCGCCUUCCAUGACAACGUGGGAACACGAUUGAGCUACACAAAAGGUACCAAUCGGUUAGCUCCAUCGGCAACAUUUCAAGCUAGCUGCGGAGCAUUACGGUACAUUCCUAACUCUGUUACAGAAGCAUCACACUCAGCUCACUAGUGGCAUGAUUACUGAAGAUGCUAACAACCCAUUCAAUGGAAAUCACAGUGAAGAAAGCCAUAUAAAUCAUAUACGUUUUUAAGACGAGGUAUGAACUACAGCUGUUAGAAACUUCAGCGAGGUAAAAAACAGAUGGUACACAAUCUUUUUGGGAUGUCAAAUAAAUCAUUGUAUUUAAACAUCAUCUGGGAGACAAAAACAGCGCUGACCAGUUUAACCUCUCCUUUUUGCUAUCUGAAUGGUUAUGUAUAUACAGGUUUAAGUUAUUUUCUAUUUCUUUGUUUGUAUAUAGCGCACAGACAGGUUCUUGUUUAAACUGGUUAGAGGUUAGGAGAACCUCUGAUUUGGAGACAGACGCUGGAAGAGGACAGUCAGAAAGGAGUGAAGAGAGAAACAGGGAGAAUAUCGGCACUUAAUGGAUGUCCUAACUUCUAGUCCAAUUUUCACUUAGUCUCCCACUGAUAUGAAGUGAAAAUUUGACAAAAUGGAGGUUAGAAUUUCCCCCUGAAUCUAUAGCCUGAUCUGGUCAGAUAUGUUUGUGCUCUAAUCAACUACUGUUCCGUUUGUUGCCUUGUCAGACAACUAUGAACAUGACAGAUAAGAGUUGGCUAAAGGUCAAACAUAUCAGAGACCAGGUUCGUAUUCAUUAGGCACUAAAUAGCAGAAAACAGACUGAAGCAGGGAGGAACUACCUGGAUUUUUACAAUAAGAAACUCUCCCUUUCAUUUUCUGUUGCAAAAAGGUUUUGUACGGUGUGCACUAAUGAAUGGCAAGACCAGGCUAACUUAGCUCAUCUCAGACCUGGGGAAUAUACUGGAAAUGCUGACGUGACAAGCAGUACCAGUGUAUCUUAGUCAGAGUGCAGCCUGUUAGCAAGUUGUGGUACAAAUGCCUGUUUAACUCCACCACUGAAGUCCCAUUUCUCUUACGUGAUCUGGUGGUGUUGGUACUGAAAAACACAUUAUUAGCCCGACUGAUGCUGUGGAGGUGAAUGUGCUCCUAUGUUGAGCGUUGGUUUUAGCAAAUGCAUGGUCACAUGUCUACCACAGCACAACGUUUCUCCCCCAGCCAAAUAUUAUUAGAUCUCUACAUAGUUGUAAUGCCCUCAUUAGUUAAGAUGAUACAGUACAGUGCAUCUGUUUCUGUAAGAGGGAAGCAUUUAGGCAUCCCGUAUGUACCGUAUCAUAGAUAUCUGUCCUUGGUUGGCCUUUACUGAAUAAUGAGAGCAUGAUAUGUCCUUAUCUUUUUAUAUACAACAGUGAUCCUUUAUUAUAACUUGAUGUUGUUUGGAAAGAAUCUGAUUGAUUUACAGAACUUAUCUCUGAUCUAACCAAUGACAGUCCUUCACCAAAUGUUCUCAUCAUUUAUGUCUUAUUCUUGUCUGUGACUGGCUCCAACCUCGAUUGACGAUGUGCGGGGUAUUGUUGUUGAACUCUGAUUUGAAUGUUGGGUUUUACUUUGAUGAGGGACCGGGAGGGAAGAGGUUGACUGUGUACUGUGUUGUGUUGGCAAUUUGAAGUGUCUGGUUUGUGAGUUAGAAGUCCCAAGACUGAUACUGAGUCUUGGCCAACAGAAUGUAUAGUAUAUAUGUCCUAAUGAGUUUCACUUCCUGAUUGUGUUGCUCAGUGCAACGUAAAGUGGGAAUGGGAUGGAUUAAGUAUGUGACAAAUAGAGGCUAGAAGGGCUGAGGAGGAGAACACUGAUGAUGAAUGAUAAUGGGGGGAAUAGAAGGAUGAAGUGCUGUUCGGUGAGAAAAGCGAGAGAUUCAGUGAUUGAAAUGGAAAGUGGAACAUUGGAGAGCGGAAUAUGGAAAAGUGCUUUAAGUAUCAUUGCAGCAAAUAAUGUACAGAAUUGUCCAUCUCUGUCACACUCAACAGAACACACCUAAACAGUGCUCCUCCUACAAAUGUAUACCACAUGUUCAUGUAGAAGUAAGAACACCUUCCUCAGCAUCUGUGAAUCAGUGUGUCACUAUGGAAACUGGAAUGUAGCCGGGGGGGGGGGUCUCAUUGUUAGUGGCCAACAACAUUGUGUAUGUUUUAUUAAAGGUUCAAUAAAGGAAAAACUCCACUUUUCAAGCUGA
This is a messenger RNA of Oncorhynchus masou masou (cherry salmon), 5778 nucleotides long. Its product is annotated as kinesin light chain 2-like. Gene Ontology annotation, biological process: microtubule-based movement. Bases 559 to 2418 code for a protein of 619 amino acids. The transcript has 16 exons. The record is from RefSeq and is a predicted model, not a curated record. Gene Ontology annotation, cellular component: cytoplasm; kinesin complex. Lineage: Eukaryota; Metazoa; Chordata; Actinopteri; Salmoniformes; Salmonidae. Gene Ontology annotation, molecular function: kinesin binding.